AUGCAUAUUUGUACUCUCAGAAUGAAGAAAUUUAGUUCUAAAUACUUCAUCCUGUUACUUCUCCUUUUAUGUCCCUGCCGCAUGUUCAUUUUGCCUAAAAAUAUAGGAAAUAUAUCGUCAGAAAGUGCAUUUUUCAUUUCUAAUUGGCUACUCAGUGCUCAUAACUUUUCAGUUGUAUCUGAUCCACUUGUAGAUGAUGUUGAUUUAGAUGGGAAAGUUGAUGUUUAUUUUUCUACAGUAGAUGGUACACUUUAUGGUAUCAAAAAUGUUUUCAAAUGUAUCACAGAAAGAGCAUGUACUGCAUAUCAUGGAAACUGGCCUAUAAUGCACACCAAUGAAAUAUUCUUCUCACCUCCUCAUCCAGUUGACUUAUAUGGAAAUGGUGAAAAGUUAAUCAUUUUUACUAGUCAUCAUGGGACAGUGUUUACUUAUGAUCAUCUUGGCAAUACAGUCUCACAUUUUCAAAUCCCAGAUAUUAUUAUUCGUGAUCGAAAUACUCUAUUCACUAAGAAUAUUGAUCAGAAUUUAAUGGAUUCUAUACGAUGGGCUUCUGUGGAUGAUGGUGAUGAUGACGACAGGAAAAAGAAUCUUCGUUUACAUCCAUUGGUUUAUGGGACUCCUCAACUGCUUACAACUAUUAUUAAUCCAUCAUCAGCGUAUAUAGAAGAUGCUAAUAGUUUUUUGUAUACAACUGAUCUCAUGCAUAUAGCAGUCAAUUUUAUCACCUAUCCAUAUGAUCCAAUAGCCAAGAAUGAAUCCACAUUAGGCGUACUAAUAGCAACUGUCGUCAAUAUACCACGAUGUGCUCUACUGUCGCUGCCCAAUUUACAAUUAAAUGAUAUCGAUUCUUGUCUACCGCAUUUUAAAGUGUUGGAAGUUGACUGGUUAUCGUCUAAAUUACCACCGUAUAUCUUUUCAUCACCGACAAUCAGUGCUAAUUUAUUCGAGGAGACUCGUGUCAAAGAGUACUACUCACAGAUACCUAGUUAUUAUAGUUAUAUAACUACAUUCAGUGGAAAACUCCACGUCAUUAAAUUAUCAACAUUGAAUAAUGGAAAGGAGAAAAUGAAGAAGAGGAGGAGGAGAGAAAGGAGCGCUAGUGUUAUUUCAAUUGCUUAUACUUUGCGUAUUACCCCAACAUCUUUCUCAUGUAUACCGUCACCGUGUCCAAGAGGAGGAGAUAAUACAAGUCAAAAUGUAUUUCUUCAGUCAACUAGUGUACGUUCUUGUUGUCUCCUAUUGGAUAUACAUUCAUGUCUACGUCUUGUGCAUAUUUUACCAAUGAGAGCUUAUAAUCGUCAUCCACAAAUUUAUUGGACAUAUUGUCCCAUAGUGGCAUCAUCAUCAUCAUCAUUGAAUGUCAGUCAUGAACAAGUCAGUCAGGUGACAGUUGUACCUGGUUGUCAACAAAUGCAGACAUGUUCACCUUGGUCAGUGUAUACAACACCAGAUGGUUAUGCACAUGCUAUCGACAUAGAGACGGGAUUAUCAGCACCAGGAUAUCCGAUUAAUCUGUAUGCUGGAUUGCCUAAUGUGACAGAUCUGUCUACAAGUACAGGAUUAUUAUAUCAAAGGGAGGAUAUGAUCUAUUGGAUGCUUUUUACAGAUGCCUAUUCAAAUUUGAUUCAUUUACGAUUGCAUAAUCCAUUCGUGACAGUGUCCUACAAUGGUAUUAUUAAUAAUGAUAAUAAUAAUUGCUCACAUCAGCAUAUGUCAGUUCAAUCGUCAUCAUCAUCCUAUUUCACCAGACUGGUACCAUUCACAAGUUUAGCAUCGUCGAAAUCUCCUUCAUUUCUAUUAUUAUCACGUAAUGGUUUACAAGUGUUGACUAGCAAAUCCUUUCAACAUGCAUCUAUGCCAGUUUCAUUGAUGGCUUAUUCAAAAUAUACUACUGACAAACCGGUUGUCAAUGAUGCUGACAAUGAAAGAAGUUCUUUACAAUUUAUAACUGUUGAAUUUGUUAAUGAUCAGUCUUUUGAUCCAAUGGAGUUGGUUACACUGAAUGAAAAUAAAAAGACAAUAAGUUAUCUCAUAAAGGAUUGCUCUUUUCGUCAUCACCAACAUCGACAUCAAUCAAAUGCAUCAUCGUCAUUGUCAUCCAGCAUUAAUCAGACACGACUGGCUAAACGAUUUCUAGUUCGACUCGUAACCUCUUUCGGUGUCCCAUUAUCUCAUUGGUCAAUUGUCUAUGUGACACCGCAUCCGGACAUAAAACAGUGCGGCGCCUGUGAUUGUACCCUUGGUUAUCUGUCGGUUGAGAGCACGCCCAUGGGACAGCAUAUCAGUGAAUUAUACCUAUCGGUUAUUGAUUCGACGAGCGGUUAUUUUAUAGCCUUUAAUAAUGACUACAACAAUAAUAAUCCAAGGUCAUCAUCAUCAUCCUCCGGCCAUUAUGGAUAUGCCGCGGAAGUGUCCGCUUCAACUCUCCUCAUUAUUGGUGCUAAUCAAACUCAGUUCAUUAUUAGUCUAAUUUAUCUGCCUAUAGUUUAUUUAUGUAUUGAAUUGUUUAUCAUGCAUCAUUGGUUCUUCUCAUCCACGAUGACGACGACGACGAAGACAACGACGGCUACGGGGAUGUCGACGUUGACAGCGAGACAAUGGAAUACUCCAUCUUGGUUGGAAAAACGAAUAAAAGUGUGA
This is a messenger RNA of Trichobilharzia regenti, 2640 nucleotides long. The record is from the annotation of a GenBank genome assembly. Lineage: Eukaryota; Metazoa; Platyhelminthes; Trematoda; Strigeidida; Schistosomatidae.